AUGAUCAUUAUUCUUGGGACAGUCGAUCAAUUAUUCAAUUGGAGCAACAUUAUUGUCAUAGGAUGGCUCGCAUUAAUAUUUGCACCAUUUCACAAAUUAUCAAAAUAUUUAAUUUUUUUAUCAGCUUUUGUUUUAUCACUAUUGUAUACUUUAAUAUUUUUUCGAACAUUAUACUUUCAAAAAUCAAAUAAUCUACUAUUAGAUGUUUUUCAAUUAUCUGGAUGGCUCGGUUUAUUGAAAGAUCCAAUAUUGGUUAUCAGUAUUAUUAAUCAUUUGCGUGUUAUCGAUUUAUGGAUUGGUCGAUGGAUGGUAUACGAUUUUUAUAGUGGAUAUAGUUUUGCUUAUUGCAUUACAAGCAAAUCAAAUGGCAAAUAUUAUGUCGAUAGAUCGUGGACGUUUGGACGAAUUGUUUUUACUCUAAUUCUUUUAACAACUUAUAUGGCAGCACCAUUUGGGUUUUUACUUUAUACGUUGGCCAAAUCUACUUUCUUGAAAAAGUAUAGAAUUGAAGGUCGAAUCGAUAUAAAAAAUUAUCAAGAUUUCAUUGACAAAUCGCAUAUGUAUCAAAUUCAAACUGAUUUAUUCAAUCCUCACUACGUUCGAUUUGGUGAUAACUUUCCGAAAUCUUUACGUAAAAUCUAUCAUUUCGUACUCGGUAUAUUUGGAUUGUUGGUCUUGUUCGUUGUUGCUUUGCCAGCUUACAUUAUUUUGAUUAUUUAUUGUCGUAUUACUUAUCGAGCUCCAUCGGCAUCAACACAGCAGCCAGAUGUAAAUUCGCAGGCAAUUCCAAACAAGAUAAUUCCUGAAUAUGUUCGUAAUGUUACGACAACAAUGAGAUUAAAGUUAAUUGCUACAUCAAUGACUAAAAGAAAUUUCAUUUGGCAUUUAAAAUUUUUGCUUUUACAAUUAGCAACAUUUAUUGAAUAUAUUCUAAAUGAAUCUAAUCCAAAUGUAUUAUUUCAUGCAUUAGAAGAUUAUUUUGCCACAGUUUACAAUUUACCGUAUUUUGUAUUUGGUGACGGUAUUGGUGUUGGUUCGUAUGAAUUAGUGAAACGAUAUAUACAAGAUGUUCCGCCACAUAAAGGUUUAGAAUCGUUGGGCUGGAAAGUUUCGUCGUCUCAAGAAACAUUUUGUGAUUUAACGACUGUAUUUCUUUCAUCAGAUAACCCAGAUAUGAAACUAAGUCGUCACAUUAUUUUUCAAUGGUUACAUGCCUUUCCUCAUCAUCUAUAUAAGGCGAAUUUUGAAGCACAACUCCAUUUAUCUCGAAUUGUACCACGUAGAAUUGAUGGACAACCAAGCAAAUAUAUUGUAUAUCAAGCAAUUGGCGAAGUGAUGUUUUUCUUGGCGACAGGCGGUGAAUUAAGAAAAAAUGAACGAGCUGCUUUUAUUGAUUGUGUCGAAACACCAUUCAUAUUUUUUCCAAACUGGUUCAAUUUUUUAUUAUUUGGAAAUUAUUUCGAACGAAGAACCUUAAAAAGUUAUUACACACUACUUCAAGCGUUUGCACGACACAUUGAUGAACCUGCAUUAUGUGCUGCUAUUACUGCAGCAGACAAUCAAAAGUCAAAAUCUGAAGUAUUGAAAUUAAUUACUAUCGUAUUUUGUGUUGCAGGAAGUAUUGCUCCGUCUAAAUUAGCAGUAACUGUUCUCGAACGAUUAUGGUCGAAUCCAAAGAAAUAUGUUCAUUUAUUUCGAAAAAAUCCACACAAUUUUAUUAAAGAAAGUGCACGACUCGAUAAAGUUGUACCAAUGGUGAAUGUUUUAGCUACACAUGAUAUUGCUAAUGAAAUUGAAAAUGAAUUUAAGAAAAAAAAUGAAAAUAUCAAUAUUUCUGAAAAUACGCCGAUUCAUUGUUCAAUUGUCAAUGCAAAUCGUGACAAGACAAUAUUUCAAAAUCCUGAUGAUUUUAUGCCAGAAAGAGCUGAUUUGAAUAAAAUCAUUGUAUGGAAUGGUGUCGAAGAAGACAUUAUGAAUGUCGAUAAGACAAAACGACCAUUGCGCUACUGUCCAGGACACGAUCUAUCUCUUGAUGUUAUUCAGUUUAUAGCUGAACGAUUUGCACCACCUAUAUUUGAUAAUAAUGAUAAUUAUUACGCAAAGAAAACAGGUAAAUUUUCUAUUGAUCAUUAA
Messenger RNA from Rotaria sp. Silwood2, 2133 nucleotides. NCBI's taxonomy places the organism in Eukaryota, Metazoa, Rotifera, Eurotatoria, Philodinida, Philodinidae. The record is from the annotation of a GenBank genome assembly.